This is a messenger RNA of Jaculus jaculus (lesser Egyptian jerboa), 2225 nucleotides long. It is a transcript of the gene Zbtb48, whose product is annotated as zinc finger and BTB domain containing 48. Lineage: Eukaryota; Metazoa; Chordata; Mammalia; Rodentia; Dipodidae. The transcript has 11 exons. Gene Ontology annotation, molecular function: RNA polymerase II cis-regulatory region sequence-specific DNA binding; DNA-binding transcription factor activity, RNA polymerase II-specific; protein binding. Gene Ontology annotation, cellular component: nucleus. The record is from RefSeq and is a predicted model, not a curated record. Bases 105 to 2177 code for a protein of 690 amino acids. Gene Ontology annotation, biological process: regulation of transcription by RNA polymerase II.
UGUCCUGUGGGCGGGGCACGUCAGGCAGUGGCAGUUGGUCCGUGGGCUGUGGACGCUGCACGGCCGAGGCCAGUGCGGCCGGUGCAGGGAAGACUAGCCGGAUCAUGGACGGCUCCUUCAUCCAGCACAGUGUGAGAGUUCUGCAGGAACUCAACAAACAGCGGGAGAAGGGGCAGUAUUGCGAUGCCACCCUAGAUGUUGGGGGCCUGGUGUUCAAGGCACACUGGAGUGUCCUUGCCUGCUGCAGUCACUUCUUUCAGAGCCUCUAUGGGGACGGCUCAGGGGGCAAUGUCGUCCUCCCUGCUGGUUUUGCUGAGAUCUUUGGCCUCCUGUUGGACUUCUUCUACACUGGUCAUCUCGCCCUUACUUCAGGGAACCGGGAUCAGUUGCUCCUGGCAGCCAGGGAGUUGCGAGUGCCAGAGGCUGUGGAGUUAUGCCAGAGUUUCCAGCCAAAAACCUCAGUGGGACUGGCACCAAGUAGCCAGAGUGGAGUGGGGUCAUCUGCCUCACAGGAUAUGAAAACUCACCUCAAAAAACCAAAUGACUUGGAGGAGGAGGAGGAGGAGGAAGUUUCAAGGACUCUGGGCCUGGCCCCCAAGGAUAAGGAAUCCAGAGAAAGUCAUAGCCCCCUGAGGCCCCAGCUCAAUCCCCCUGCUCAGAGCAGCCCCUCCUUUCUUAGUGGGAAACUCAAGCAGGCUCUGAAGUCUUGUCCCUCAAAGGACAAAGAGCAUGAGGACUGUAAAGUGCUCCCAAGGUCCUUCCAGGCCGAGGCUGCCCCAUUGCAGGGCGAGAGUAAUGAGUGGGAAGUGGUGGUACAAGUUGAGGACGACGGGGAUGGCGAUUACGUUUCUGAGCCCGAGACUGUGCUGACCAGGAGGAAGUCACAUGUAAUCAGAAAGCCCCAUGCUGCUGAGCCAGCCCUGGGUGCAGGUUCCCUAGCAGCCGAGCCUACUGAGAACAGAAAAGGUACAGCGGUGCCAGUUGAAUGCCCCACAUGUCAUAAAAGGUUCCUCAGCAAAUAUUAUCUAAAAGUCCACAACAGGAAACACACUGGGGAGAAACCCUUCGAGUGUUCCAAAUGUGGGAAGUGUUACUUUCGGAAGGAGAACCUCUUAGAGCACGAAGCCCGGAAUUGCAUGAACCGUUCAGAACAGGUCUUCACGUGCUCUGUGUGCCAGGAGACCUUCCGCCGGAGGAUGGAGCUGAGGGUGCACAUGGUGUCCCACACAGGAGAAAUGCCCUACAAGUGUUCCUCCUGCUCCCAGCAGUUCAUGCAGAAGAAGGACUUGCAGAGCCACAUGAUCAAGCUACACGGAGCCCCCAAGCCCCACGCAUGCCCUACCUGUGCCAAGUGCUUCCUGUCCCGGACAGAGCUGCAGCUGCACGAGGCCUUCAAGCACCGUGGGGAAAAGCUAUUCGUGUGUGAAGAGUGUGGACACCGUGCCUCGAGUCGCAAUGGGCUGCAGAUGCAUAUCAAGGCCAAGCACAGGAAUGAGAGGCCAUAUGUCUGUGAGUUCUGCAGCCAUGCUUUCACUCAGAAGGCCAAUCUCAACAUGCACCUGCGCACACACACAGGCGAGAAGCCAUUCCAGUGCCACCUCUGUGGCAAGACCUUCCGCACCCAAGCCAGCCUGGACAAACACAACCGCACCCACACUGGUGAGAGGCCUUUCAGCUGUGAGUUCUGUGAGCAACGCUUCACUGAGAAGGGACCCCUUCUGAGACAUGUGGCUAGCCGCCACCAGGAAGGCCGGCCUCAUUUCUGCCAAAUCUGUGGCAAGACCUUCAAAGCUGUGGAACAGUUACGUGUGCAUGUCAGGCGACACAAGGGGGUGAGGAAGUUCGAGUGCAGUGAAUGUGGCUACAAGUUCACUCGGCAGGCUCACCUGCGGAGGCAUAUGGAGAUCCACGAUCGUGUGGAGAACUACAACCCAAGGCAGCGCAAACUCCGCAACCUCAUUAUUGAGGACGAGAAGGUGGUGGUAGUGGCACUGCAGCCACCGGCAGACCUGGAGGUGGGCUCGGCUGAGGUCAUUGUGGAGUCCCUGGCUCAGGGUGGCCUGGCCUCCCAACUCCCUGGCCAGAGGCUAUGUGCAGAGGAGAGCUUUGCCAGCCCUGGAGUCCUAGAGCCCUCGCUCAUCAUCACAGCUGCGGUCCCUGAGGACUGUGACACAUAGCCCACCCUGACCCCUUAGAUCCAUCCCUGAAUAAAUCAUGUGACUUUA